AUGCAAGAUCCCAACCAGUGUUCGCAGAUUAGACUCACGCGAGAAGAAUGUGUCAAGUAUGAUAAUGCCGCUCGAAAGUUAUUACAAGAUACUGUUGCCGAACGAGCCAAAUUUAAUCCUACGAAUAUCGAUUCAGAGCAUUGGGCAUUUGUGAAACGUCGUAAGGAGGUCAGCAUUUUUAACAAUGUGAUUGGGUCAGCUCACCCAGGUUUGAUCGUCAUGAUCGGAACAGGCCUCAUUGACGGCAAACUCGAAGAUGUCAUGGGCGGUUUGUACAGUGAGACAACAGACGAGUUUCAAACUUCCAAAAUUUUACUAGGAUAUGAUCUAAAGGAUGGUCUGGUUCUCAAUGCACAUCAACGUCGGACGUCUGAGGAUCCGUUCCGGUUUGCAGGGAUCAAGUGGUUUGCUGGCAGACGUGCAUGGGGUCUACUACAUGAUCAAAACGCUCUAACGUAUGAGCGAAUGGGUCUCACAACUGACGCUCGGGGUAACGAAAUUGCUUAUCACACGCUACAGUCAAUUACAAGACCCGAGUGGCCAUGCGAACCUACACCUAACAUGUUGCGUCAGCACACUGCAGUAUGUUAUCUGUAUCGUCGACUUAUGCAAACGAACAAGACAGAAGUCUUCGUGUGGGGCUCAAUCACCAAAUCCAGAUUAGUACUAGAGAGAUUUUUCCACUUCAACGUCGCAAGCACGUGGCUCAAGAUCGUCGACAGCCCCAACGUAGGCCGAGCGAAGAACUUUAGCACUCUCAUUGACAAAGCCGACAGCCACCAGUGGUUGGCUACCAGCCUACGUUUAAUCCUCGCCUCGUCUUCAUGUGCAGUACAACAUGCCACGUCUGCGCGCGAAAGCCAACGCUGGGAUCGUACUCCCAUUGUUCAGGAUGCCAUCAGACAGUAUGCAAGGAUUGUUCUGAACAGCACCAUAUAUUUCAACUUAGCAAAUCCGGACGAGCCAAGAAGCAACUUUUUUGUGCAUUUCGGCGCAGAGGAAUUCCGUCCUGCGGUGUUCCACAGUGAUAAUGGUGCAUGGGUGGAAGAAGGAAGAGAACUGGGACCGAUUGAAAAUCGCAAGUCGCGCAGUUGUUUAUUCUGCUUAAUUCGAAUUGGUGGACGUAAUCAUCAGAUUUCGGUUUUGCCGCUUGAAAUUUAA
Messenger RNA from Plasmopara halstedii, 1161 nucleotides. RefSeq lists its product as uncharacterized. Lineage: Eukaryota; Oomycota; Peronosporomycetes; Peronosporales; Peronosporaceae. The record is from RefSeq and is a predicted model, not a curated record. The coding region runs from base 1 to 1161 and encodes 386 amino acids. The transcript has 5 exons.